This is a messenger RNA of Trifolium pratense (red clover), 2756 nucleotides long. Its product is annotated as KIN14B-interacting protein At4g14310-like. Lineage: Eukaryota; Viridiplantae; Streptophyta; Magnoliopsida; Fabales; Fabaceae. The transcript has 3 exons. The coding region runs from base 218 to 2680 and encodes 820 amino acids. The record is from RefSeq and is a predicted model, not a curated record.
UUUCAAAUCUUUUUCAAAACUCAAAUUUUCAUUCUUUCCCGCUCACACACAAAACAACAACAACAACAACACACGUGUCUCAUCUUCAUCCUCUUUUCACAAAAAAAAAACAUCAUCAUAACAAAACAAAAAACAUAAACAUAUGAUCCAUUCUUCACUUCAAACAAUCCCUCAAAAAACCUCUUUUUGAGUUUUUCUUUUCUCAUUUUCACUCACCAUGUCCACUCGCCGCUCCGGCGCCGCCAUAAUCGACGGCGCCAUCAAACCCACCACCACCACAAAACCCAGAUCCAUAACCCCUCUUUCCACUUCUCGUAAACUCUCAUCUCUUUCAUCUUCCAAACUCGAAAAAGAAAACAACCUCAACAACAACAACAACAACAACCGUAGUAAUAGUAACCCUCGUAGAUCCACUUCUCGUGGACCCACUUCAAACCCGACCCAAAAACCCACUACCCGCUCCAUCCCUCGUCUUGACCGUAGCAAUAGUAACCCUCGUAGAUCCUCUUCUUCCUUUUCCUCUCUUCCACGUGGCAGAAGCCCUAGUCCUUCCGAUCUCAGUCAAAUCCAAACCCGCCGUGUGUCGGUUGAUCGAACAACAAAAGAUCCGACCCAUUUGAAAUCUCAGAUCAGUUCCAUCAGAAAAUCAACUGAUAAACUCAGAAGUACUGAAAAGAUUAAAACUUUCACAUCAACAGAAUCAAAUGGUAUUAGGGUUGAAGAAAAAAUCAAUAGCAACAGUAAAAGUAACAAGUAUCAAAGUAAGCUUCACGAAAAGCUUGCUUUUUUGGAAGGGAAAGUGAAGAGAAUAGCUUCUGAUAUUAAGAAAACCAAGGAUAUGCUUGAUUUGAAUAACCCUGAUGCAUCAAAAGUUAUACUUUCUGAUAUUCAAGAUAAGAUCUCUGGUAUUGAGAAAGCUAUGGUUCGUGUUGUUGUUUCUGAGGAUGAAAAUGGUGGCAAUGGAAGUAACAAGAAAAUGGCUAUGGUUGAUGGUGUUGUUAAUGGGGUUGAUGAUUUGAAGAGAAAUAGUUUGGUUAAAGGGUUGAAUAAUGAUGAACUUGAAGCUAGGUUGUUUCCUCAUCAUAAGUUGAUUAGAGAUAGGAUAUUGGUUAAGGAUUCAACAGUGAAGGAAAAGGUGGAAAUUGAAGAGAAUUUGUCGAAAUGUGUUGAUGAAAAUUCGAUAACUUUGGAGUUUUUGGCUACACUUGAAAAGGGGAGUGAAAAAGUAUCUAAUCAUGGUGAUCCUUGUGAUGGAAUUGAGAGAGGGAAGAGUAGUUCGUGGAAUAAUCAGAAGUGUGAUAUUGAUAUGUUACUUGAAGCUGAUGAGAAGCUUGAGGAGUUCGAUGAACAAGAGAAAGAGAAUAAACAAGAGGAAGAAGGGUUUGUUGGUGAUGAAACUGAUGAAGCUUUUAAUUUUAAGCUUAAUGGAAUAGGGAACAAAAUUGCUGCUGCUGGUUGGUUUGUAUCUGAAGGGGAAGCUGUUCUCCUUGCUCAUGAUGAUGCUACUUGUUCAUAUUAUGAUAUUGCUAAUUCUGAGGAAAAAUCUGUAUAUAUCCCCCCUUCGGGAGUUUCACCAAGCAUAUGGAGAGAUUGCUGGCUAAUUCGUGCUCAAGGUUCAGACGGUUGCUCUGGAAGGUUUGUAGUUGCUGCAUCAGCUGGCAAUACAAUGGAAUCCGGCUUUUGUUCAUGGGAUUUUUACACAAAAGAAGUGAAAGCUUUUCAAAUUGAUGGAGUAGCUUCCUCUAGAACAGCACUUCGACCCUUACCAAAUAACAUUAGAAGGAAUUCUGCUUCUAGCAUUUCAUCGGCAGACAGACAAUGGUGGUAUAAACCUUGUGGACCUCUCAUUAUCUCUACAUGUAGCUCACAAAGAGGUAUGCAAGUUUUUGAUGUUCGCGACGGAGAACAAGUGAUGAGGUGGGAAGUUCAGAAGCCUGUUGUUGCUAUGGAUUACUCUAGUCCUUUGCAGUGGAGAAAUAGAGGAAAAGUGGUUGUAGCUGAAACGGAAUCCAUUUCUUUGUGGGAUGUGAAUUCGCUCAGUCCUCAAGCUUUGGUUUCUGUUCCGUUUGGUGGCAAGAAAAUUUCUGCUCUACAUGUGAGUAAUACUGAUGCAGAGCUCGGUGGAGGGGUCAGGAAAAGAGUAAGCUCCUCAGAAGCUGAAGGAAACGACGGUGUCUUCUGCACCUCAGAUUCUAUAAACAUAAUGGACUUUCGCGAACCAUCUGGCGUUGGUCUUAAGAUACCGAAACACGGUGUCACUGUACAAUCUAUCUUCUCUCGUGGCGAUUCUGUCUUCCUCGGAUGCACCACUUCCAAUUCAACAGGGAAAAAACAGUCAUCAUCAUUGAUACAACAGUUUUCGUUGCGAAAACAAGGACUAUUCAGCACCUACACAAUUCCAGAUUCCAAUGCGCACUCACAUUAUGCAGCAGUUUCACAAGUUUGGGGUAAUUCCGACUUUGUCAUGGGCGUAUCUGGUUUAGGACUAUAUGUGUUUGAUACAUUGAAAGAUGAUGCUGCAUCAAGGGUUCUUAAUAUGGAUUAUGAUAACAAUGGUGAGAAUUUUAGGGAAGUUGUUGGUCCAGAUGACCUGUACUGGCCUUCCUUUGAUUAUAUGGGAUCUCGUUCUCUUUUGAUAUCGAGAGAUCGACCAGCUAUGUGGAGGCAUCUAAUAGUUUGAUAAUUUAUUUGUAGUACAAUAAUUUGGAUUUUAGGCUUAAGGUUUGAGUUGAUGCUUUUCUAUUUAUGCUUUUCAA